UCAACUUUCUAUUACAGAUGGAAAAGAAUUAUGUUGCAAAUUCUAAUUCUGAAAUUAGAUCGAUGGAAAAGACCUCAGAAAGUCAGAAUGCGCAGAGUGUGUGCGGCAUCGUGCGAGGCGCCUUCCUGAUCGCAGAGUGAAGACGAAACUCACGAUGGAAACGUCAGUCGCGUGCCGGCCACCAAACCAGUCGGAUGUUCCCGUUUGUUCUUCCUAAUGUGGAUUUAAUUCACCGUGAAUUUCCGCGCUCUCUAUUUUUUUUGACAGGUUAAUCAAGGUCGGCUCGAAUGUUGAAUGUAUACAAACUAUUGAAAAAAAAUGUUCUUCGCGAUCCAUUGAUUUGAGUAUUGAUAAUAAAAAAGAAAAAAAAAGUGAAACUCGAAGAUGUACGAAAAUUGGCUUCGUUCGUGAGAAAGGACAUAGGCACUCGCAUAUAUUCUACGAAGAACUUUGAAUGAUUCUUCCAAAGUGAUCAUCCUAAUAAUUUAUGAAGAAUAUUUCGUGUAAGCCAGACGUGUUAAUACCGAUAGCGAAAGAACGCGGUCGCGAGUAAACGAAGCAUGAUCGGUGGAAAUUCGUCGAUCGCGAAGCUGACAAAUUACUGGUCGGAUCGACAAGGUGGAUCUGAAGUUUCGAUCAUUGACAACGUUUAAGGAGGACUUGUUUAUCUUUUAACAUUUCUUUGAGAAUUCUAAAGGAUCGAAGAAGAUGCCGAAGAACAGUAUGUGGAGACAAAGGCGAGUAGUCGUUCCUAAGAGAACUAUCGAGCUUAUCGCCCUGGUGGCUAUCUCCUGUACGCUUUUCCUUUUUUUACACACAAGAGAGCUCCACUCGCGUCUUCGAAAAAUGGAGGUACGUUUGCAGCCGGCCGAGGAUGAGCUUUUCUCGGGUAAACAAAUAUCUUCUGAAGGAGUUCAAACGGAAUCUACAUCGAGCGGGAACGAUCAUUAUUCGAGCUUACAACGCGUUACACAGAAGUACGAACAAGCAGAUCUUCUCGAUGUCGAUGGGCUGAACAACACAAAGAAAGCUGAUAGAUUGGUGCUUUUCUUUAAUCGUGUACCAAAAGUUGGCUCCCAGACGUUCAUGGAACUAUUAAGAAGGCUUUCCAUGAGGAAUGGUUUUUCUUUCAACAGAGAUCGCGUUCAAAGAGUCGAAACAAUACGUCUCGCCCCGAUCGAACAGCUUCAACUUGCCAGGAUGGUCAGCAGUUACUCGGAACCAUCGGUUUAUGUGAAACACGUGUGCUUCACGAAUUUCACCAAAUUCAAUUUACCGGAACCAAUUUACAUAAACGUAGUUCGAGAUCCAGUGGAGAGGGUUAUAUCUUGGUAUUACUACGUUAGAGCACCCUGGUAUUACGUCGAGAGGAAGCAAAUUUUCCCCGAUUUACCCUUGCCCGAUCCGAAUUGGCUGAAGAAAGACUUUGAGACGUGUGUAUUGAAGGGUGACCGCGAGUGCCGCUAUCUGAAAGGAGAAAUACACGAGGGUAUCGGUGAUCAUCGUAGACAGACACUUUUCUUUUGCGGACACAGUGAAAAGUGCACUCCUUUCAACACGGUGGGAGCCUUAGAACGUGCCAAGCUCGCAGUCGAGAAACAUUAUGCGGUCGUUGGUGUCCUUGAAGAUGUGAACACUACCCUUACUGUCCUGGAGAAUUACAUACCUCGAUUUUUCCGAGGUGCCGCUCAAGUCUAUCAUGAUCAAACGAACGCUUUCACAAGCAUCAACCGAAAUUUCUUUAAGCCACCGGUGAGCGAAGAAGUAAAGGAUAUCGUCCGUAGAAAUUUUACCCGCGAGGUCGAAUUUUAUCAAUUCUGCAAGCAACGACUGUACAGACAAUUGAGAGCGUUAAAAUUGACCAACGCUGAUUUCACAAUGAAUAAUCGCUUAUAAGGAAGAGAACAAGACUAUUCUUUCUUUUUUCUCUUGAAAAAUAUUCUCACCAAUGAGGGAUGACAACAGGAUCGAUUCAGUUUCUUUCUUUAUUUUUAAGAAAAGACAAACAAACUCCUGGUAAAUCAGAAAUGAUAUUUACGAAUGCCAGCCAUAUGCGUAAAUACCUUUUUUUUUUUUUCUUUUUAUAAUAUAUAUGUAUAUAACUAUUUUUCUGUUCCGUGAUUAUAUCUCGUUGUCGUUUUACUUACAAUUUGUCUUAUUCGAUUUGUCCAACUUUUCACUCCUCUCGAAUCUCGAAUAUUUUCGAGUCGUGAGUGUAUGGUUGUGCAAAUGUGUGCAUGUGUGUGUGGAACAAGUAAUGCAUAUUUAUUAGAACUUGCCGUAAGAGUUCGUGAAAGGCUUGCUUGAUACCUCGAUUUCCACUAAUAAGAUCUCGACGUGAAUUCGCUUAAGAUUUGUUAUCGCAUAAAUCUUAUUGUUAGAAAAUGUUUCCUAAUUGACACCUUCAUCGACUACAACAAUUGUUCACGGUGAAUUUGUCAAAGACUGACAAAGAGAAAUUAUCGUAUCAUGGAUUUGUAACGAUUAGCUGGACGUUCCAAAACAUUACAGGGUAACUCUUGAUGAUUUAUUGAGAAAUGAUUAUAAACGACAUUUGUACUAUCACUAAUUACCUUCUCUCUCUCUCUCUCUCGCUCUCUCUCUCUCUCUCUCUCUCUCUUUUUUUUAUAAUAAAUGCCUGCCAUUUUAAAAACUCAUUCAUUUCAAACAUUUCGUUAAUAUUUCCUAAACAAAAACAUUUACAAAGUAAAAGGAUGGACAAGCCUUUUUUAAGAAACUAACAUGAAAUAAAAAUCAAAAAACUAUAAAUCGUAUAUCUAUUAUUGUAUUAAUAAUAGCACAUAGUACAACGAUACAGAAUACAGAUAUACACAUAUAUAUAUUUAUAUAUAUAUAUAUAUAUAUAUGUAUAUUUAUAUAUGUAUAUAUAUAUAUAUAUAUAUAUAUAUAUAUAUAUAUACAUGUAUGUAUGUAUAUAUGUAUGGUAAAUAUACGUAUAUUAUUCAUUUUAAUCAGGGAUAAUGUUCUUUCUUAUCAGCGUUCGUACAUAAAAAUCCCUGUCGUGUACACAUCUUUAAUAUCUUUAAUAUAACGUUAUAAUUCCCCAGGCAUAUUAUAAGUUUUUUAAGGAUUCAAUAACGGUCAGAAUAGGAUCGUUUUGUCAAAUGUUUGUGUAAAAAGAAAUAAAUAAAUAAAAAUCGUUGAUCGAUUUUUUGAUGUUUGAAACGAAAAGUAUGUAUCUAUAAGAGUAAAGAUAUCUCAAGGGGAAGAAUAAGUAUUUUAUUAAUGUAUCAAUUUUCCAUCAAAAUUAUACAAAAAUAGUACACUUUACGAUAGUAGCAACGUAAAGUUUGAUAUGCGUAUAAGUUGAAAAUAAUGAUCGAAAAUAACAAAGUGAAGAAUAUAUAUAUAUACAUAUAUAUAUAUAUAUAUAUAUAUAUAUAUACAUAUAUAUAUAUAUAUAUAUAUAUAUAUAUAUACUAUAAUUUGAAAAAAUCUAUCGACACUAGUCGUAACAAAUAUAUCGUUUAAAAAUUUCAUUUUUCUGAAUUCGAGUGUAGUGAGAAGUCGUGUAUCUUGUAAAAUUAUCUGAAGGUAGUACGUGCGCUCGAUUUAUGCUUGACUCAAAAAUAUACAUCCUUUCUUGUAAAACAUUACGGAGGACAGAGUGCAGAAUCAGUCUUGGCUAGGUUAUUUUUUCAUGGUAUCGUACGAAGAGAUCUUUCUUAAAAAAAGUCUCUCUUGAGAAGCGCAUUUGUUAAUAGAUAUAAGUAAUAUAUAUUUCUUACAGUAGUAACACGUUAAAUAGAUUUAACGCGAUGAAACGCGUUACGGUAACGAUUAAAUAUAUACAUUUAUAUUUGCCUAUAUAUAUAUAUAUUUACGAUAGUGAGUUAACAAUAAUAUUUUUUCCCCCGAUAAUUAUUAAUUUUCUUACGAACAAUAACGCUUGUUUCUACAUACUUAUAUAAAAUUUCAAUUAGGAUCUUCUUAAACGACAUCGAAACACACGAAUCGCAAUCGAUAAAAAUUAAUUAGACAUUUUAACAAUAUUUUUAUAAUACACGAAUUCCGAUAUUAUCCUCUCGUUUGUGUAGCCUGUGGUCGAAUAUAUACGGAUAAAAAUAUCUGACGAGAAAAUAAAAGUGCUAAAAAACUCAGUCUACCGAUGGAAGAGUAAUUAUAAUCAGUAUGGAUAAAAUAUUCAUUAAAAUUGAUAAAAUUAGAUAAUUAACAUCAAGACAGGAUACGCAUAAAAGAUAAAUCAAAGAUUAAUCCCUCUCUUUUGACUUUCGAAUUCUCCGUUUGACUUUUUCGUCUAAGGAUUUCAAAUCGAUCACAGCCAGAAAUUGUUUCAACAUGUUAUUCUUCCUUUUUCACUUUUCUUUUCUUUGUUAUUGUAGGAAAAAAAAUGACAGACGGCAAUCAGUUGUAAAUAUUCAAACGAAAUAGAUAAGAACGAAAGGAAAGAAACGAAAAGAAAAGAAAAGAAAAGAAAAAAAUAUUUGUUAAAAGAUUAAGCGAGCAAAUAGGAUUCGAGUCUUAUUUUCAAAGAUUUGUAAAAUUCGUUAGUUUAAAAGUAAAAUUGUUUGGCGAAUUUUUUAACGAAUAAUUCUCGAACCUUCCAGACGAAAACUCACGGCUCUAUGGACUAGAGGUACGACAGAUGCGCUUACACGUGUAAAUACGGAUAUAAAAAUAUGCUAUAUUAUUAUAAUCUACAAUCUUAUCUCUCCUA
Vespa crabro (European hornet) is the source of this 4699-nucleotide messenger RNA. It is a transcript of the gene pip, whose product is annotated as heparan sulfate 2-O-sulfotransferase pipe. The coding region runs from base 709 to 1896 and encodes 395 amino acids. Gene Ontology annotation, cellular component: membrane. Gene Ontology annotation, molecular function: sulfotransferase activity. Lineage: Eukaryota; Metazoa; Arthropoda; Insecta; Hymenoptera; Vespidae. The transcript has 8 exons. The record is from RefSeq and is a predicted model, not a curated record.